Messenger RNA from Fimicolochytrium jonesii, 1270 nucleotides. Its product is annotated as acyl-CoA N-acyltransferase. Gene Ontology annotation, molecular function: protein-N-terminal amino-acid acetyltransferase activity. Gene Ontology annotation, biological process: N-terminal peptidyl-methionine acetylation. Gene Ontology annotation, cellular component: NatB complex. Lineage: Eukaryota; Fungi; Chytridiomycota; Chytridiomycetes; Spizellomycetales; Powellomycetaceae. The transcript has 6 exons. Bases 234 to 776 code for a protein of 180 amino acids. The record is from RefSeq and is a predicted model, not a curated record.
CAUCACAAAGGCAUCCUGAAUCCCAGGCUGUUUGAGGCGGAUGCAAAAGCGCGAUGCCCAGAUUAGCGCGACAUUAGAAUCGCCUCCGGAGCGUGCUGGCUUUUUGAUUAGGCGGGCGCCCACCGCUUUUGACCGGUGGUUUGCGCUGGCUUCCUGAGAGGAAGGACGGACGGACUCGGAGGAAACAGCACAACAUCAACCGGCAACGCACUGCAUACGUCCCAACACUCGAUAUGACAACCUUACGGCGGUUCGUCGCAGACGACCUGUUCUCCUUCAACAACGUAAACCUUGAUCCUCUGACGGAAACUUACAACAUCUCGUUCUAUCUGCAAUAUCUCGCACAAUGGCCAGACUAUUUUGUCGCUGCCGAGGCUCCUAGCGGGUCCUGCAUGGGAUACGUAAUGGGCAAAGCAGAAGGUCGUGGGAAACUAUGGCAUGGACACGUCACAGCCCUCACAGUAGCGCCCGAGUUCCGACGGCUAGGGCUCGCGCAGGAGCUCAUGGGGAUACUUGAAACCGUUUCCGACAAAAUUUACAACGCCUUCUUCGUCGACCUCUUUGUCCGCGUCUCCAACAAAGUCGCAAUAGGGAUGUACGAAAAGUUCGGAUACUCCGUCUAUCGCCGCGUGCUGGAGUACUACACCGGCGGUGGAGAACCUGAUGAUUCUACUGAAGAUGCGUUUGAUAUGAGGAAAGCACUACCGCGAGACGUGAGAAAGGAAAGCAUCGUCCCGCUGCCGCAUCCGGUCCGGCCUGAAGAUCUCGAGUGGUGAUCAGGACUAGAUACCACCAAGACUGUCAAAUUCCGGCCAUUGUGUCGUGUCGCCUACCCCGCGUCUCUCACGGCAAGCAACGCGGGCGAGAGAUGGACCAGAAAUCUGACGCAGAUAAGGGAGGUUUCACGGACCCUCCCGUCUCCGUUCCCACACUCAAUGCCAACGACCGCAGACAUGUGCGCUGAGAUGGCGAAUCCGAUGAGACGUCGGAGCCUUACACGCGACAAGUCGACUAUGGCAGGCAGAGGGGUGACAAUCCGUCAUGGGGGCUCCUUCGGCGUAGCAUGUAGCGGAUCUAUAGUUAGCAGUCUGAUCAACAACGAGCUGCGGGUUUCCCGUCGACUUGAGAUCAGAGAUUAGAGGACGGUCUCAAGUGGGCGUAAUCCGGUGUACUGUAUUUAGCACCUCCAAACUGGGCCAUUACGAAGCAACCCAAUCCGCCCAAGAUAUCGAUGAUAAAACAGCCAGCCCACCAAAAAUAUCACUGGGCG